Molecule: messenger RNA, 4635 nt
Organism: Acanthisitta chloris (rifleman)
Lineage: Eukaryota; Metazoa; Chordata; Aves; Passeriformes; Acanthisittidae
Gene: ZNF518A
Product: zinc finger protein 518A
Exons: 1
Coding region: 1-4635 (1544 amino acids)
Biological process (GO): regulation of transcription by RNA polymerase II
Cellular component (GO): nucleus
Molecular function (GO): RNA polymerase II transcription regulatory region sequence-specific DNA binding; DNA-binding transcription factor activity, RNA polymerase II-specific
Source: RefSeq, a predicted model, not a curated record
AUGCCCUCUGAAAAGGAGCAGUUCUUCUGGGAUGAGAAGCAAAUUAGUUUGUUAGAACACAAUGCUGCAAAGAAUUUUUCUACAGAUACUCCUUUGGACAAAGCAGUGGUGAAUAACGACCCUUUAAGUAUAACUCUACCAGCAAUUGUCGAUGUCAAUCUCGCUUAUGGACUAAAGAAUGUGAAAAUUGAGUUACCCAAGGUGAACAUUCCAAAUGAAGUAUUAAUGAAACAUGAAGUUGAUAGGUUUAGAAAACUCUUUCAGUGUAAGCAGCAAACUGCAAGGAAGUCCAUAACUCUCGAGAAGAUAAACGGAAGCAAUCCGGGUUGCUCAGAGGGAAACAACUUGCAAAAUAAACCAGAAGUGCAAUUUGAAGAAGAGUCGAAAACUGGAGCCAAGGUACUGAAUUUCUGUUGUAGCAAGUGCAAGAACAACAUUAGAUACAGCCCAAAUGACCUAGAGAAGCACUUUCAGAUGUUACACUAUGGCGAGUUGCCUUUGUAUCCUUGUGAGAUGUGCAACUUCUCAGCUAAUGACUUUCAGUCCCUGAAACAGCAUAGGUACACCCAUCGCAGCUCGUUAGCAAAAUGUGAGCUCUGUAAUGAUGAACAGGUAUAUGCUUUGUUGGAUUUGCUAAAACACUUCACAUCAAAGCAUUGUGUGAAUGGCCACUUUCAGUGUGAGAAAUGUGGGUUUUCUACCCGUGAUGUGGGCACGUUUGUUCAGCAUAUUCGCAGACAUAAUGAGGUUCCCUACAAAUGUGGAAAAUGCCAUCAAGAAAACUUUACAGAAGAGGAACUCCAAAAUCAUCUUCUUGUUCAUAGUGGUAUGUUUGCUUUUGAUUGUCAGUACUGCAGUUACAGCACAUCACAGAAAGAUUAUCUGUUAAAACACGUCAUAGCUUUGCACAGAGACCACUUAAUUGCAAAAGAAAAACUGGAAGAGGUUAAAUAUGAGGAAAGAAUAGUGAAGACUCCAGCAGGACUGAAGCUUGUGGUAAGAAGGUAUCCAGUGGGAGCAUCCAAAAAACCGCACUGGAGACAGAAAAAAGUAAGCAGUGGAAGUGGCAAAACUGGAGAAGAAAAUGCACAAGUGCUAAGAAGUGCGAAUAAAAAAAAUCAGACAUAUGCUGAGGAGCGGAACCAGUGUAUGAGAGAUGUGGAAGCACAAGAAAAAGAUCAGAUUAAAAUCAGAGAGAACCAUAAUUUCAUGGGUGGAAAGCUCUCUGCUGCUCCUGCACAGUACAGCAAGGCUCAAGAUGAUGGAACAAGUUGUGGCUUGGGAUUAUUGAAAAACACUGUUCAUGGGCCAACAGUAUUUGUGGUUAAAAACAACAAAAUAUCUGUUCCAGCAAAUUACAGUGCUAAAUUUAUGGGAUUUAAAAUGGUAGAUGGAAAACAACAUAUUGUUAUAAAAAUAAUGCCUACAAAUAAGCAAAAUGAAUAUUUGUUGGGUCAGAAAGCUGAUCCCAUCAAAGAUGGUUCUACAACUCCUUUGCUACAGACUGCUGAUCCCUGUGGCUUGUCUUCAGGUGCUAUACCACAUGUAACUGAUCAGGCAACUUUAAAGAACAAUUCUGUUCACCCAUUGACCUCCCCUCCAUUUUCUUCCUCUGCUCCUUGUUCAGGAAAAACAAAAGUGGACAAACCAUAUAACUCCCUACUGUAUGGUAGGAGUGUUCCUGAAAAUGUAGCACCUUCUAAUAUAGCUGUUGGAAAAAGUUCAAGUUAUUCGCUAGUGAAGAUGGGCUCAACUGUGACUCCACAUGACAGAGUAACAGAAGUUGGAACUCACUCAUGGGGAAGCCAUAAUCCUUCAAGUCAUCCUCAGGUAUUACCACCCUCUAUUACAAAUCCUCUUCAUUAUGGCCCUGUGAAAAUGCCCUUCUUUCCUGAACUGAAAAUCCAAAAUGGUGGCCUGAAUAAUAGUAAUAGAACUGAUCAUCUCUAUUAUUCAACUUCAGUGGAUUCUCCUAAUGAAAAGUUGUUGUCUUUUCACAACUAUUCCAAAAUGAACAGUUUGGAUAAUCCAUGUCGCAUUUGGAUGUCAACAGAUGACAGACACAAAGAUUUUAGAUUGAGCAAAACAGUUUCUUUUCAAAACAAUAGAGGUGAAUCUGCAUCUUCAUGUUCAGAGUCAAUGAAAGGCUUAAAAGCAGAGAAUGUUGUGUCAGCCCAACCAAAUAUUAAUAAAACUUACAAACACAUAAACGAUAAGAAUAACUUUGUGUCUUUUAAAAGCCAAUCUAAAUGUGAUGUUGACAGCCAGUGUCGCAUGGAGGGCCAGCAGAAUGGCCAGCAGUAUUUGGACACUAAUAACCUAGAUCAAGGCUUUCGGAAUGUAGCCGAGGAAUUCCAAGAAAAUGAUUCUGGUCAAUCGUUCUUAAUGCCUAAAAUCACAUCUGUUUUCUCCUUGCAAAGUGAAGAGGCAGCUCAUUAUUUAUUACCUGAACUAUGCCAGCAAGAUGUGUUAGAAGUGAAAAAAACUACUCAGCAAGAGUCCCACAGCAGGACAAAUAACUGUGUAAAGCUUCACUCUGACAAGUUGCUUUCUGGUCCUGAGACUGGGAACACAGCCUUCAUGCAUUUAAAAAGCUCUGCGACUGCACGUGGGUUUCAGAGGCCUCCUCCUAAUGUAGACUUUCAUUUAUGUGAGAGAGAGUUGAACACAAGAUGUAGCACAGAUGAAGGUACACAUUGUGGUAGAGAAAGAGAGACACCCAGAACAGCAGUUGAAUCCAAGGACACAGACAAGUUAUCUGUCACUCCGGGUGUUGGUACCUUGCGAAAAACUCUUACAGGUGCAGUCAUAACACAGCAGUUAGUGAAAAAUGAAGUACUGUCGCCAGCUCAAAACCCCAGCAGCUUUUCACCAGUUUUGCCUGUUCUUCAGGAACAGAAGAAAACCCUUUUCAUUCAGUCCCCUCCAUCAGGAUUUUUCGUUCCUUUGCAGCCUGGACCACAGGUGGUUGAUGGAAGAGGUUUUCCUGAAACCAGUUCGUCAGAUGGGCAUGUGACUAAGGGUGUACCUGCAUCUUUUGUUUCAAAUAAAGGAUCUGGAAUGAUUUUGACUUUGAAUGGGGCAAUUGGAACACUUGCAAAUGCCAAUGAUAGUUCUCAGGUUUUAGGGGGAAUUGCAUCCAGAGAAUUUGGUAAAAUAAAUGUAUCAGCUUCAGAAGUGAAGGGGAAAAAUUGCAGCUCCAGGAACAUAGCAAGUUCCUGUAAUAGGGAAUCCUGUAGUACAGCAAAUGACUCAUUGAAUAGCAGGGCAUUCAAAGGGCCUCUGGUAAUUACAAACUCAUCAGAGUCUUCUGUGAGAGGAAUCUCUUCUAUGAAGGUGUUACCACAGCACCAGGAUGCUGUGCUUGGUUCUCUGGAGUCAGUAAAGCAACAGGAAAUGAAACAGGAACAACGUGUUUAUGCACUUUUGCCUGAUGGACAACAGGGAGUUUUUCUGAGGUAUGUGACACCAAACAAGCCUGUAGUUCAUAAACCAAGUUUUUAUCAGGAUAAUGCUAAUUAUCAAAAUUGUCAACCAAAGAAAACUGGAGCCAUGCAACAACAGCUUUUGCUGAGAAUUAAGACUCCUACUUCAGACACACUGGCUGGUACUACUCAGUCAGCAAGCAACUCAGUGCCCUCACUACAGGUGCAUAACUUGCAGUCCGUUACUCCUGCACUAGCACAGAAACAGACUAAUCUUACUUUUAAUGAUGCCUUAAUCUUACCAGGUGGGUUAAUGCCAGCAAAUGCCUCUUCGGCAAACUCUAAUCCAGCAUACUGUGUUCCUCCUGUAGAAUCUGGUUAUUCUACUAAAUCUGCAGGGACACAGUUGCAAAAAGGUUCUGUUGAGAGUAUGCAAGUAAUAACUGCUAACAACAGGAAUAACUUUAGUUGUCAGAAGUCCACGUGGAGUACCCAAAACCAAACUACAAAUGUAAAACCUAAUUUAAAACAAACUGGGUCGAAAAGUUCAGUGACUGUGAGUCUGCAAAGAAAGAAGAAAUUAAAACGGAAAAGGAAGUCGAGUUGCCCAGAACCUCCAAGAAAGAAGGUAAUGUUGCACAAAAGGUGUAAGGAAAAGAAUCGAGCUGAAGUUGUUAGUGAAUCAGGUAGCCCUUACAAACCAAGGGCAUCAAAAAAAACUGUGAGAACUUUGAAAUUACUUCCUUUUAGUUCCAAUCAGCUUGUAAAAUGCCCUCGGAGAAAUCAACCAGUUGUUGUGCUUAACCAUCCUGAUGCAGAUGUUCCAGAAGUUGUAAAUGUGAUGAAAACCGUUUAUAAAUUUAAGGGACAUGUUCUUAAGGUUUCAUUGUCAAAAAGAACUAUUGAAGCCCUUCUGCAGCCAACCUUCUGCAAUCCUUCGGAUGUAACUACUGAUGAUUUUUCUCAAAGGAGGUACAGGACAAUAAAACCCAUUAACCCUGUGAAAGAAAGGUUUGUCUUAAAAUUGACACUGAAAAAGACUAGCAAAAACAAUUACCAGAUUGUGAAAACUACCUCUAAUAAUACCUUGAAAGCUAAGUUUAGCUGCUGGUUUUGUGGUAGAAUAUUUGACAAUCAGGAUAAUUGGGUAGGACAUGGACAGAGGCAUCUGAUGGAGGCAACUCGAGACUGGAACUCACUGAUGGAAUGA